Molecule: messenger RNA, 13287 nt
Organism: Coregonus sp. 'balchen'
Lineage: Eukaryota; Metazoa; Chordata; Actinopteri; Salmoniformes; Salmonidae
Source: the annotation of a GenBank genome assembly
UCUAACGUCGUCGUCGCCGCGGGUGAACAGGUACAAGACCGGUAAGAAAAGAGCUUUCAUUAUAUUUAAACGUAUAUGAACCACACCUGACAUAGUCACAAAUAAUAUUUUAUAUGUGGAAUUGAGUAAAAAGGCAAGUGAUACAUUAUUGGUUGGAUCUGUUAGUUUGGAUUAGUAACUAGCUAGCUAACUAAAGUCGAGCUAGCAUACCGCCGGUAAACUAGCUAGUUACACAAUGCAGUGAAAAAAGGACCACGAGUUGCUUCGGCAUUAGCCACCAGUUACCUGAAUAAUUACUUGGGAGUCUGACUCAUCAAUCGUUUUUGGAUUCCUAGCCAGCGGAAUUAUUGGCAUCUGUCAAAUCAAAGGAUAAGAAGGCCCACACGGGAUUCCUGGAUUUGUGAUAAGAUUGCUAACUCUAGAUUCGGAGGUAAUUUUAGCUAGACAAUUUGGCCUUUGGUUGAAUAUAACGGUUAGCCUUUAGCUAGCGAACGUUAGCUUGGUAAUUUAGGGGCCUCAAUAUUUCAGCCUCCAAAUAUAAUGGUCAAGGGCGCCAGUUUCGCAUCUAGUUAGUUACCGCAAUUGCAGUUGGCUAGUUGAUUAAAUUAUGGAGGAUAUUGGUUAAAAUAGCUAACUAGGUAAAUGGCAGGAAAUGAUUACAUUACCCACCUGGCUAACAACCCCGGUUCUUCAGCGCUUACUGCUAUCCUGUAAGAACGUGAACUAGCUUGCUAGGCUAGCUACAAGAAAAAGGAUGCUGGUAUCUGGCAUUUAUUGGUGUUGAGUAACGAUGCUAGGCCCGGAAUGCACUGGUUGCUAACACCACAGCGGCACCAAUUCAAUGCACGAAUGAUUAGCAAGUUACAUACCGUCAGCGAUCUUGGCGUAAAAUCCAGCAGCGAUGUAACCAGAUAUGGACUAGCAAUUUUCAACGUCUCGGCUUUGAUUGCGAUGCGAAUGGCAACCAAUGAUGUGUAUAGACACUAGAUUGUUAAUGCGAUGUAGCUAAUGAGAGACUUUGAAGCCACCGGCCGCCAUAUUGGUGCUCCUCAGAAGGACCAGUCCUCCAUAGGAAUGAAUGGAAUUCUGCAGUAUUUCAAUAAAAUGGUUCAAACACAAAAUGACAUGUAUGGAUUUGUUGUGGGGACAAUGAAAUUGGUACUCAAUUUUUAUAUUUACUUAGUGAUGUUUACAUAUGUGUUUUUUUUAACCCCUUUUGCAAUAGGUAGUUAGUCUUGUCCCAUCACUGCAACUCAGGUAGAGGCGAAGGUCGAGAGCCACGUGUCCUCUGAAACACGACCCUGUCGCACUGUUUCUUGACACACUGCUCGCUUAACCCGAAAGCGUCGUAGAGCGCGAUGGGACAAGAACAUCCUAGGCUCGAACCCGGGUCUCUAUCGACAUUUUAGUCAUUUUAGCAGACGCUCUUAUUUUUAUACUGGCCCCCCGUGGGAAUCGAACCCACAACCCUGGCGUUGCAAGCGCCAUGCUCUACCAACUGAGCUACACGGGGCCCACUGCGAUGCAGUACAAAAAUGGUUGUGGCUUCAAAACAGUGCCCCCAGUAUGUUAGCUAGGGUUAAUACAUAUCAUUGAUGUCAACUAAGGCUGGAAGGGAGGACUUGCAAGCCAUUCCACUAAAGCCCAAUCAAGCAGGGCUUUAUCAGGGUUAAAUGCAUUGAAUUUGUCAUUUAGCUGGUCAGCAACAAGUCACCAUGAAUCUAACAACAGGCGACCCCCUUAACUCAAGCAGUUAUAUAACGUUACUCUUGGAAAUCUAACUAGUGGAAAAUAGGUGUACACCCAACAUUGGCUUGCUACUCUGUUCCAUUGUAGGCGCUGCAUCAAACAAUACAAAAUGACUUUCACCUGAAGACUGCUUAGCUACCGCAUUAGCUUCUCGGAUAAUCCAGAUGCAGGCAACACAACAUUACUGACCCAGUUUCCCCUACUUUGUUCCCCGUUCGCUGUGUCUUCAGGUUUAAUUUAGUCCUCCAGGUCCGCAGCAGCCAUGCCCUCCGACCUGGCCAAGAAGAAGGCGCAGAAGAAGAAGGAAGCCGCCAAAUCCCGGCAGAAGGCCAAAAAACCAGGAGAGGACGGAGAGGGAGAGGGACCAGAGCAAGGCCAGCAGAAUGGAGCCGAAAGCAACGGUAAUAGUUGCCAAUUAUAGAGAAACUAAAGGGCUCAAGUUUAAAUCCUCUUCCAGUUACUUUAGGUGUUCAGAGAUGUAUUUGUAUUCUUCUUGCACUAAAUCGCUCUUGAUUUGAGCGUCUGCUAAAUGACUAAAAUGUAAUGUAAGUGGGUGGUUGUUACCUCAUGUUAAAUAUGGGUUGACUGGCACGCACAUGUCUGUCAGUGGAGAUGGGUAACCCUUUUCAUGUAUAAAAAAUUACUAACUAAACGUCCCACUGUGUCACAGGUGUGGAUAUCCUGACCAAGGAGAUGGACGAGUUUGAGCUGAAGAAAACUGAGGCACGGGCAGUGACCGGCGUGCUGGCGUCGCACCCCAACAGCACGGACGUCCACGUCGCCAGCUUGUCGCUCACCUUCCACGGGCAGGAGCUGCUGCAGGACACCAGCCUGGAGCUCAACUCGGGACGCCGCUACGGCCUCAUUGGCCUCAACGGCACUGGUAAGUCGUUACCGCCACCUGGGUCUUGUUCACUAGGCAUAAAACGGAAGAAAUCCCUCUGACACAGCAUUUUGGAUAGGAAACGCUAAUUUCCAUUUUUUGUUUGCAAAUUUUUUUGUUGCUACGGUGUGCUCUAAUAAACACGACCCAGCGCCUUUGGGACACCUUUUUGCUACGUCAGUUUCCGUGGUGGGUACACCCGUCUCUGUGGGACGCCUUUUUCAACCAACUCAGCCGUUUUAUUGGAACUAUCACCACCUUUAUUUAGAAAUACAAAUGUGAUCUCUAUGGGGACUCAAAAAUUACACAUUCACAAAUCGUUCUACUUUUCCAGGUAAAUCCAUGUUGCUAUCAGCCAUUGGCCACCGCGAGAUACCUAUCCCAGAGCACAUUGACAUCUACCACCUGACCCGCGAGAUGGCGCCCAGCGACAAGACGGCCCUGCAGUGUGUCAUGGAGGUGGACGAGGAGAGGAUCCAUCUGGAGAAGGAGGCAGAGCGCCUGGCCUCCGAGGACUGUGAGUGUUUUGCAUCCACCCCUCGCUUACUUUGUCCAACCAGGAAGACCAUUGCUAAUAGUGUCUCAAAUGGAGCAAUUUAGAUUUGUUCCCGUUUAGCAAAACAUUUUGUACCUUGUUGUGGUGACUUCCAUAGUGAGUCAGGUUUUGCGUGGGGAUAUUGUGAUUGCUUUAUAAUGAUUGCUUGGUUGUAGUAGUUUAUAUAGAGUAUUUCCACGUUACCAUGGGAACUGUGCUCAAUGUGGCAGCUUCCCUUCCUAGGCGUGGUACACUACCUCCCAUGUCCCGAAUAGUCCUACAGAAUGUGUUGCCUUCAUGAUGUAGCAUCGGGCAAGGGCACAAAGGCUUAUUUGGUGGGAUAACAACCGUGAUUACACCCCCCCCCCCCCUCAACCAGUUAAAAUGAAAACUGUAGAGUAAAAGUUCCCUUCUUUCUCUCCACCACUCCCUCUCUCCACCACUCCCUCUCUCCCUCUUCUUAUCCUGCUCCUCUCUUUUUCACUCUCUUCUACCCAAAUUCUCAUCUGCCUUCUCUUUUCCUACUCCCUCUCUCUCUCUCUCUCCUUUUUCUCUCUCUCUCCCCUAAAGCCGAGUGUGAGAAGCUGAUGGAGCUGUACGAGCGCCUGGAGGAGCUGGAUGCAGACAAGGCGGAGGUGCGAGCCUCCCAGAUCCUCCACGGUCUUGGCUUCACCGCCCCCAUGCAGCAGAAGAAGCUUAAGGACUUCAGUGGAGGCUGGAGGAUGCGCGUCGCUCUGGCCAGGUACAAAACACACCCUGUACAAUACAAAAGCCUGGGCCCGUAUUCAUAAAGCAUCACAGAGUUGGAGUGCUGAUUUGAUUGGAUCCGUUAUUUAACUUUUGAAUCGUAACAGGUGGGACCUGAUCCUAGAUCCGCAAUCCUACUCUGAGACACUUUAUGAAUACAGGCCUUGAGCCCAGUCUUUUUCAUAGACACUCUCAAGCAUCGCUGCAGAAAACUGUCAGAUCUUCAUGAAAGGGGUAGGGGCCGGGCUGCAAGGGUUCUGAAGGGCGGUUUGGAAUUGGGUAAAUAACAUCAAACUUUCUUUUCCACUUGUUUACUUGAAUAGAUAACUUAGAUUCCUAACAAAACACUCCAACUAUGGGAUAUAUUUAUAAGGCUUUGGCUCAGAACUGUUUGGAAGUGAUGUAAAGAAAGGCCGAAUGAUAGCGGCACCGCCAAGCAGUAUGUUUACAGUGCAACGUCGCAGUGACAAAAACGGACCGAAGCGUUUAACUGAUCCCUACAGUUCUGUGCACUCCUCUCUUGUGUUGAGUUUCACUUUGCCCAAAUGCUUAGGUGCCCCCCCCCCCAAAAAAAAAGUAACUGUUUUAAAAUUCCUAACCUGGGUGUUGUUUGUGUGUUCCUGGAAUCCAGAGCCCUGUUCUUGAAGCCGUUCAUGUUGCCUAACCUGGGUCUUGUUUGUGUGUUCCUGGAAUCCAGAGCCCUGUUCUUGAAGCCGUUCAUGUUGCUGCUGGACGAGCCCACUAACCACCUGGACCUGGACGCCUGUGUGUGGCUGGAGGAGGAACUUAGCCAGUAAGGCCAUUUACGUGUGUGUGUAAGCUGUAGGACAUUACUUUUAUUAACCUGAAAAAGCCACCUUAGAUUGGUUGAAGUCAGGUUUCUGCUAUGACCUACUGUGGUUUGGAUUGAUCCAUAACUCCAGAGGUAAACUGGGAAAAAAAUCAUGUAAACAUUGUUGUUUUCCGCUAUCUACUCGUUUUUAAGCUAUUUAUUGCUGCUGUGACAUGAUGUAAACAAAAGGCCGAAUUAUAGUGUCCCUGCCUGGCAGCGUGUUGUCAGUGUGUUGUCAGUGUGUUGUCAGCGUGUUGUCAGCGUGUUGUCAGCGUGUUGUCAGUGUGUUGUCAGCGUGUUGUCAGUGCGGGGGCGCGUUGACAAAAACUAGACCGAAGCGUUUAUCUGAUCCCAGCAGCGUGCCAAAGAGUAUAGAAUGGAUGCCACAGGGUUUGUUAGUUACAUUUUUACAUUUUAGUCAUUUAGCAGAGGCUCUUAUCCAGAGCGACUUACAGUUAGCGCAUACAUUUUUCAUACUGGCCCCCUGUGAGAAACGAACCCACAACCCUGGCGUUGCAAGCGCCAUGCUCUACCAACUGAGCUACAGGGGACUACUAGUUCCAAGAUUAGAUGUUUUAGACAUUGCUCAUGAAGUUUACUCAUCUGUGCUAACCACUGGCUAUAUACUUUGACUAUAAUCCCUGACAUUUGAUGAAGAAUCCCCAUGUUUGGUGUAACUCAAGAUUUGUCUGUAUUUUGAAGUGUCCACAUUUUUCUCUCUCUCUCCAAUUUUAACAGAUUCAAACGUAUUCUGGUCCUGAUUUCCCAUUCGCAAGACUUCCUUAACGGCGUGUGCACCAACAUCAUGCACUUACACGAGCGCAAGCUGAAAUACUACACGGUAAGAGCAGCUGCACUUUGCCAUGAGCCAACAUGGACCAAUGAGGUGUUUAUCUGGUUUAGAAUAAUUUUACAUUUACAUUUUAGUCAUUUAGCAGACGCUCUUAUCCAGAGCAACUUACAGUUAGUGAGUGCAUACAUUAUUAUUUUUAUUUUUCAUACUGGCCCCCCGUGGGAAUCGAACCCACAACCGCCAUGCUCUACCAUCUGAGCUACAUCCCUGCCGGCCAUUCCCUCCCCUACCCUGGACGAAGCUGGGCCAAUUGUGCGCCGCCCCAUGGGUCUCCCGGUCGCGGCCGGCUACGACAGAACCUGGAUACGAACCAGGAUCUCUAGUGGCACCGCUAGCACUGCGAUGCAGUGCCUUAGACCACUGCGCCACUCAGGAGACAUACCAGGGCCUAAAAUUAACACCGGCCACCUGCCAAACGUGGGUAGAUUUUGGCAUUGGCCUGUAAGUAUGUCUAAUUCACCAGCCGCGUUGGCGCGUGGUCACACUCGGGGCUCUACAGUUUGAGCGUUUUAAUAAAAAUAGUCAAGUAUGGGCACAAGGUCGAGUUGUGUUUUUAUAGCAAAAUAAAUAUUGCAGUAGCUGUUUUCAAAGUAUUUCUGACGUUUUGUUUCAUAUCUGGUAAUGCACAAAGAAAUGUGAAUCCUAACGUUAUAGUUAUCCCACCUAGCGCAGCAACACUGCCUGUCUGGGGGGGGCUGUGAGUGCUGAAAGAUUAGUUUUUAGAAGCAGCGGCAUAAAAGUUGGUCUAAUUUACUCAAGUGGCUGGUAGAUUAUUUGUAUGUGUGUGUACCAGUGAAGAGUUUGGACACCGACUCAUUCAAGGAUUUUUCUUUUAUUUGUACAAUUUUUUUACAUUGUAGAAUAAUAGUGAAGACAUCAAAACUAUGAAAUAACACAUGGAAUCAUGUAGUAACUAAAAAAGUGUUAAACAAAUCAAAAUAUAUUUUAUAUUUGAGGUUCUUCAAAUAGCCACUAUAUAUAUAAGUUUGUUCCAAGCAUGUGAUGCUCCUUUAAACUCACCUGGGGCAAGUAACAGGUGUGGGCAAUCUAAAAAUCACACCUGAAAGCAGAUAAAAAGGAGAGAAGUUGACUCAGUCUUUGCAUUGUGUUUCUGUGUGUGCCACACUAAGCAUGGAGAACAGAAAGAGGAAAAGAGAACUGUCUGAGGACUUGAGAACCAAAAUUGUGGAAAAAUAUCAACAAUCUCAAGGUUACAAGUCCAUCUCCAGAGAUCUAGAUGUUCCUUUGUCCACAGUGCGCAACAUGAUCAAGAAGUUUGCAACCCAUGGCACUGUAGCUAAUCUCCCUGGACGUGGACGGAAGAGAAAAAUUGAUGAAAGGUUGCAACGCAGGAUAGUCCGGAUGGUGGAUAAGCAGCCCCAAACAAGUUCCAAAGAAAUUCAAGCUGUCCUGCAGGCUCAGGGUGCAUCAGUGUCAGCGCGAACUAUACGUCGAAAUUUGAAUGAAAUGAAACGCUAUGGCAGGAGACCCAGGAGGACCCCACUGCUGACACAGAGACAUAAAAAAGCAAGACUACAGUUUGCCAAAAUGUACAUGAGUAAGCCAAAUUCCUUCUGGGAGAACGUCUUAUGGACAGAUGAGACCAAGAUAGAGCUUUUUGGUAAAGCACAUCGUUCUACUGUUUACCGAAAAUGUAAUGAAGCCUUCAAAGAAAAGAACACAGUACCUACAGUCAAAUAUGGUGGAGGUUCAAAGAUGUUUUGGGGUUGUUUUGCUGCCUCUGGCACUGGGUGCCUUGACUGUGUGCAAGGCAUCAUGAAAUCUGAGGAUUACCAAAGGAUUUUGGGUCGCAAUGUAGGGCCCAGUGUCAGAAAGCUGGGUUUGCGUCCGAGAUCAUGGGUCUUCCAGCAGGACAAUGACCCCAAACAUACUUCAAAAAGCACCCAGAAAUGGAUGGCAACAAAGCGCUGGAGAGUUCUGAAGUGGCCAGCAAUGAGUCCAGAUCUUAAUCCCAUUGAACACCUGUGGAGAGAUCUUAAAAUUGCUGUUGGGAAAAGGCACCCAUCCAAUAUGAGAGACCUGGAGCAGUUUGCAAAAGAAGAGUGGUCCAAAAUUCCGGGUGAGAGGUGUAAGAAGCUUAUUGAUGGUUAUAGGAAGCGACUGAUUUCAGUUAUUUUUUCCAAAGGGUGUGCAACUAAAUAUUAAGUUAAGGGUGCCAAUCAUUUUGUCCGGCCCAUUUUUUGAGUUUUGUGUGAAAUUAUGUCAAAUUUGCUUUUUUCCUGUUUUUUUUGUGUUAUUCCAAUACACACAAAGGAAAUAAACAUGUGCAUAGCAAAACAUGUGUAAUUUCAAUACUUUUCUGUGAGAAAUACUUCAUUUUCUGGAAAAAUUUCAGGGGUGCCAACAAUUUUGGCCAUGACUGUAUGUAUAUAUAUAUAUAUAUAUAUAUAUAUAAUAUAUAUAUAUAUAUAUAUAUAUAUAUAUAUAUAUAUAUAUAUAUAUAUUAUAAUAUAUAUAUAUAUAUAUAUAUAUAUAUAUAUAUAUAUUUUUUUUACCUGCCACAGUGGCUGAUAUAGAAGAAAGUUAGUUUUAGGCCCAGAUACUUACUCAGACUUCAACCAUCUACUUGUUUUAUAUUGUAUUUGCCCUUGGUGAGUUACUCUGAAUAAAAGUUACUAUAUAAUCAAGUCAUAAGAACAAAGGAAAAGGACUCCAGUGUGCGAGUACAUCCCAUUUCAAGUGUAAAAUGGUACUCAUGUAAAAACUGUUUGUUUACUUCCUGGUUAGGGCAACUACGACCAGUACAUAAAGACCAGGGAGGAGCUGGAAGAGAACCAGAUGAAGAGGUUCAACUGGGAGCAGGACCAGAUCAAACACAUGAAGGUAUAUAAGAUUCACUUUCUCUAAACACGCUUCCUCAUACACUAGUGGUUAGGCAAUAUUUAUGUGAAAGUCGGGCUGACGGCAGUAAUAUGUGAUGGAUCAGCCAUAGUGAUGGGUUAUUUUGGAACCACCAGCUUGGCUUGGUCGUUUCAUCCAAACCGUUUUAAAGUUCAAUAAAGUAGUGUGACACACGGUGAUGAGAGGGAGUGCUUCACCAAACAGUUAUUUUUGUAAACCUCCCUCAUCUUUCUCUCCUUACCACCCCACCAGAACUACAUAGCCCGGUUUGGGCACGGCUCAGCCAAGCUGGCUCGUCAAGCCCAGAGUAAAGAGAAGACGCUGCAGAAGAUGGUGGCCUCGGGCCUGACUGAGAGCGUUUCCAAUGACAAAGUAAGUCUGUUCAGUGACUUUGACUCGGUGGAUAAAGGUGAUCUUUUUUUUUGUGUAACUAGUUUUGACUACAGCCCAGGGCAAGUCACAUGGUCAGAACAUUCUCUGGACCAUAGUAAAAGUGGAUAUUAUUGAAGGCAGGUCCCCAGAGUUUGGGUGAUCUCUAUUUGAGAAAUUUCUGAACAUUAAUUCACAACCAUAGUUAUGGUCAAUUGUAACGCAGAAAAGUGUACAGUGGAUGCCACGGGGUUAGUCAAUUACAGGAUAACAGAUUUGUUUUAUAGAAUUGCAAAAGAGAAGCCAUAAUCCCAUAGCUCCAUUCAGGGUGGUAGGCCACAAGGCAGGGAUCAGACAAUCUGCAAAUCAUCCUGAACUCCUACCUCAGAACUGAGGACAGGAAGCUCAUUCUUCUUCUCUUUUUGUAGACCCUGUCAUUUUGUUUUCCUCCCUGUGGGAAGAUUCCCCCUCCGGUCAUCAUGGUCCAGAAUGUCAGCUUCAAGUACUCUGAUGACCAGGUAGGUGAUUGUCAAACCUUCUCUCACUUCUGCCUAACUGAAUGUUUAUCUAUUUGUUUUUAUUUAUGACAAAAGAGAAAUUCCAGCUCCAAACUAUACUCAAUCAUGUUUUUCACUAUGGUUUGUGUGAAUUUGUCUUGUGUUUUUUCCCUUGUUUGACGUUUCAGCCCCAUAUAUACAAGAACCUUGAGUUUGGCAUAGACCUCGACACCCGAGUGGCCCUUGUGGGGCCCAACGGGGCCGGGAAGUCCACCCUGCUCAAACUUCUCACUGGAGAGGUGAGUCUUGGCAUUAUGGUUUAUAUAUGGUAAUUUUAGCUAACUAAUAGUUCUGCUGUUCGGCCAUGCCAUGAGGCGUUACCUUAAAGUGGUACCAUUUUUACUGAUAAGUGAGGGUCAAUGAGUAGAAACCACCUGUAAACUGUCAUUUUUCUAUUUUCUGUUCAGUUGCCUAUGCUAGUAAAAUGAUUUUCAAAUGUUUUUUAAAUGAAUAAUUUGUGGGCACUUUCGAUGGCUCUUCAACUUAUCAAAGUAUAAAAAAAAUUUGAUCAGACAUCCCAUCCCGGUCCCCUGUCCGCCCCUGCUAACGUCCCCUGCCCUGUCCGCCCCUGCUAACGUCCCCUGUCCGCCCCUGCUAACGUCCCCUGUCCGCCCCUGCUAACGUCCCCUGUCCUGUCCGCCCCUGCUAACGUCCCCUGUCCGCCCCUGCUAACGUCCCCUGUCCCGCCCCUGCUAACGUCCCCUGUCCGCCCCUGCUAACGUCCCCUGUCCUGUCCGCCCCUGCUAACGUCCCCUGUCCUGUCCGCCCCUGCUAACGUCCCCUGUCCGCCCCUGCUAACGUCCCCUGUCCGCCCCUGCUAACGUCCCUGUCCGCCCCUGCUAACGUCCCCUGUCCGCCCCCGCUAACGUCCCCUGUCCGCCCCCGCUAACGUCCCCUGUCCGCCCCCGCUAACGUCCCUGUCCGCCCCCGCUAACGUCCCCUGUCCGCCCCCGCUAACGUCCCCCUGUCCGCCCCCGCUAACGUCCCCUGUCCGCCCCUGCUAACGUCCCCUGUCCGCCCCUGCUAAACGUCCCCUGUCCUGUCCGCCCCUGCUAACGUCCCCUGUCCUGUCCGCCCCUGCUAACGUCCCCUGUCCUGUCCGCCCCUGCUAACGUCCCCUGUCCUGUCCGCCCCUGCUAACGUCCCCUGUCCUGUCCGCCCCUGCUAACGUCCCCUGUCCUGUCCGCCCCUGCUAACGUCCCCUGUCCUGUCCGCCCCUGCUAACGUCCCCUGUCCUGUCCGCCCCUGCUAACGUCCCCUGUCCGCCCCUGCUAACGUCCCCUGUCCGCCCCUGCUAACGUCCCCUGUCCGCCCCUGCUAACGUCCCCUGUCCGCCCCUGCUAACGUCCCCUGUCCGCCCCUGCUAACGUCCCCUGUCCGCCCCUGCUAACGUCCCCUGUCCGCCCCUGCUAACGUCCCCUGUCCUGUCCGCCCCUGCUAACGUCCCCUGUCCUGUCCGCCCCUGCUAACGUCUCGUCAUUCUUUGUCCUCAGCUCCUCCCUACUGACGGUAUGAUCCGCAAGAACUCCCACGUCAAGAUUGGCAGAUAUCACCAGGUAGCAUACCAUUUUAAAGUGCACUAAUAGCCUAAACUGUCUUUGACAAGUCUGUCAGAAACCUUUAAUUCAUGUAUGUUCCUACAAAGCCAAAUUUGGAGUAGACUGCAAAUUUUGAGAGAGAAAACAAUGGAGCUCCACCAACUGAUUCUGUGCUGUGGUUAUGAAGGGAUGGUCAGUGGCAUCUUUUGUUUUUUAUUGUAUUACUUGAAGUUAAAGACGUCCUCCAGUGAUUUUAUUUUUAACUUAUGGUUGAAAAGCGACAUCCCAAUUAUAAAUAGUGACGUCCAUACAUUAACACCUUGGAGUCGACGUCUGCGCCCCUGUGGAAAUCAAAUUAGCAUUAUUAAAAAAAUUCCCAUCAAAAUCUGUCAGUUGAAGCUAGAGAUCAGGUUUGUUUUGCAAUCCUCCGCCGAUGUCGCCCUUCUGCAUCUGCGGUGAAAGGUGGCAGAGACAGCGGUGUUUGUCAGAACAUGAGACAUCCCGAAAUUCGGCCUUCUCACGAAAACGUCUAGGGUCAGAACGGUUUGGUCUACCAACUUUCCCCUCUAUGGAAAGAUUACUCGCAACAAACACGAUGGUGUUCUCGGUUUUGCUCUAUGACCCCCCCCCACCCCCUAACAAGCGUCACGGGACAACUUCUGAAGUUAGACAUUUUUACAAAUCUGCCUGAUUCACAUGGCUGAACCUACUCUUUAUUUCCUCUCUAAAGCAUCUAACAGAGCAGCUGGAACUCGACCUCUCACCCCUGGAUUACAUGAUGAAGUGUUACCCAGAGAUCAAGGAGAGGGAGGAUAUGAGGAAGAUCAUCGGCCGCUAUGGGCUGACGGGCAAACAGCAGGUUAGUUUGAUCAUUAGUGAUCCUUAAAAUAUUGUCAUGUUGCAGACCUGUUUUCAAAUACUUUGAACGUUUGAUUGAGCCUGUCUGGCAUGCCAGGGGAGUGGGGUUUGUACUUUUGGGACUAUUCCAUUAGUUCCAUUUGUACCAUGCAAGCUCCUAGGGCAGCUUAAGUAUUUGGCAAAAAAAUGAUUUCUAUUUGAACCCAGGUCUGCAGGGUUGUAGUCAAUUUAAAUUAAACUCAAGUCUGUAAUUAAAUUAAAACCCUAUAUAUGAAUUGGGGGACUGUCUUACGACAAUUGACAUUACAUGUUAGUCAUUUAGCAGACUCUUAUACAGAGUGACUUACAGGAGCAAUUUGGGUUAAGUGCCUUGAUCAAGGGCACAUCGACAGAUCUUUCACCUAAUUGGCUCGGAGAUUGGAACCAGCGACCUGUCGAUUACUGGCCCAACGCUCUUAACCACUAGGCUACCUGCCGCCCUAAUUUACUGACAUUGGUGCCAAUUUUCUGCAUUUUCCCAGGUGAACCCCAUCAGAAACCUGUCUGACGGGCAGAAGUGCCGGGUGUGCUUUGCCUGGCUGGCUGGGCAGAAUGCCCAUAUGCUCUUCCUGGACGAGCCCACCAAUCACUUGGACAUCGAGACCAUUGACGCCCUGGCCGACGCCAUCAACGCGUACGAAGGCGGUAUGAUGCUGGUUAGCCACGACUUCAGGCUCAUCCAGCAGGUGCGGAUCAAAGAAUUGGAACACUAUUUUGUAUGAACGGGUUGCUUUUAAAUACACUAGUGGACCACUGCCACACUGUCUGAAUACACCGGUGCUGCACUGUUAAAAUAUACUCCACCAUGCUAUUGGGACGCUGGUGCUGCACUGUUACACUCCACCAGUAUACAGUACCGGAGUCAACAUUUUUUUUGAAUGGGUUUAUCAUAAAUAGUCCUUGUUUACAUAUACUUACGGGAAUUCUUUUUUGGAAGAACUGGGAUUGAUGCACAUUUGUCCCUAUUCAACCCCAUUUCUCCUUUUCUCCCUAGGUGGCCCAGGAGAUCUGGGUGUGUGAAAAGCAGACCAUCACCAAAUGGAACCGGGACAUCUUGGCUUACAAACACCAUCUGAAAAAGAAGAUUGACAAAAAUUCGCAUGGUGUAUAAAAAUUAUAAAAUGAAACGACCUCCCCAGAUUCAAGACUGUGGACUCCCAAUUUCCCAUUCCAUCUUCUCACUUGACUAUAUAUCUCAAAAAGCAUGUUGCUCCAUUUCUAGAUGCCCAAUUCCUUACUGCUUAAAGCCUCUUUACAGGCUGCUGGAAGGUUGUGGUGCGUCCUAGUUGCCUUCCAUUGCUACCCCUUCAACAGGCAUACAUACGGUAUAUUGAUUUCUCUGAAUUAAAGUUUUAAAAAAAUAUAUGUAUCCAUUAAUGUAGUGGAGAAGAUGUGCACUUUGUUUUUAAUUCACGGUUCAUUACUUUUCCACAGUUCAGAACUAGUAGGAUACAAACUGCCAGCA